Molecule: messenger RNA, 5346 nt
Organism: Trichoplax adhaerens
Lineage: Eukaryota; Metazoa; Placozoa; Uniplacotomia; Trichoplacea; Trichoplacidae
Exons: 6
Molecular function (GO): protein binding
Source: RefSeq, a predicted model, not a curated record
UUCUUUCGUAAAGCCAUUGCGCAACAAAUGCUUGGCCAUUUUUCAGACGCUUUAGAAACAUUCGCAAGCGGGUUAGUAUUGGAACCUCGUAAUGAUCAAUUAUUAAAUGGAUUAAAAAUGGUAUCUCUCCAGUGGUCAUGGAAGGAGAAAUUACGUCCAAUAUGGAAACAACUUGAGAAAACUAAAUUAGACAAAAACGCUUUCGUUGUCAUUUCUGUUCUCGGUCAAGAACUAUUGACAGCUGGACUAACGAAAAGUGCUAUAGCUGUUUUAGAAUCAGCAUUAAAAAUUGAUUCUCAAAGUCUUAGGUUACGUGGCUCUGUAUAUUCAGCUCUUAGUACCGCAUAUUGGCGCUUAGGUGAUACCGAUCGAGCUAUUCACUUUAUGAAUGAAGAUCUUCAAGUUGCUAAACAACUAGAAGAUGUUGACGGUGAAUGCCGGGCUGUCGGAAAUCUAGGAAAUGCUUUGUUUGCUAAGCACCGUAGUCAAGACGCGUUAACACACCUUCGUGAACAACUAAAAUUAUCUAUGAGGAGAAAAGAUCGCUCUAGUGCUGCAGUCGCAUUAAGUAGUCUUGGGCAUGUAUACUCUGCUCUUGGUGACAUUAAGAAUGCAAUGGCAAGUCAUAAGCAAUGCCUUACCAUUGUUUGCCAAUUAAAUGAUAGAAAAAAAGAAGGUCAGGAAUUAGGGAGCCUUGGUUCUAUUUACCUUUGUAUGGGAAAUUGGCAAAGUGCAAUGGAAUGUCAUCAAAAGCACCUUGACAUUGCUCUAGAGUUAGAAGACAAACAGGAAGAAGCUAAAGUUUAUAGCAACCUCGGUAGUUUGCAUCAAGCCAAGCGAGAUUAUGCUAAAGCGGCUGAAUAUCAUCAGGAGGUAUUAAAAAUAGGUAAAGACUUACAUGACUUAUUAAUACAAGCGAGAGGAUUAGCGUGCCUCGGUCAUAUCAAUAGAGUAACUAAUAAUCUAAAGCAAGCUCGAUUAUAUCACGAGCAACAGUUACAACUAACUACCGAAGCCAAUGACUCAAUCGGUAAAAGUAGAGCUUGUUCAAAUUUAGGGAUAGUAUUGUAUCUGCUUGGUGAAUAUCAAGAAGCUCUUAAAUUACACAAUACUCACUUAGAAAAAGCCAAUCAAACUGAGGAUUUAGCUGAACAAUGCCUUGCCUAUGGUAAUAUUGGCAACGUUUAUUACUCAUUAGGAAGUUACGAUGAGGCAGUUCGUUAUCAUAAGCAAGCACUCUUAGCUUCAAAAAAUACAAGUGAUUACGUUGCAGAAUGUAGUACUCAUGGUAAUUUAGCAAUUGUUUAUCAAGCCAUGCAUCAAUUAGAAAAAGCAGAAAGCCAUUAUAGAUUGCAUCUUAGUAUGGCCCAAGAAUUUAAUGAUGAAAAUAAUGAACUCCGAGCUUUGAAUAACCUAGGGAAUUUUUAUUGCUUCUUACACGAUUAUAGCCAAGCGAUACCAUACUAUGAGAAUUAUUUGACAUUAUGUAUUGACGUAGGCGAUACUGAUGGUGAAGAAAGAGCUUAUCAUUGUUUGGGAUAUGUAUACUAUUGCCUAAAUAAUUAUCAAGAAGCUAUUAAAUACUUUCGUAAAGAUCUAGAAUUUACAAAGUCUACUAAUAACAAAAAUUUCAUCGGUCGUGCUUAUUGCAACUUAGGUUGUGCUUAUAAAAUGACUGGAAAUUUUCAAGCAGCUUUAUCGUGUAUGAACGAAUAUGUUUCUAUCGCUUCUGAAGUGAAAUCUGCUAGUUUACUUUUCAGCGCUUAUGGCCAUGUUGGAGAUGUGUAUCUUGCCCUAGGUAGUCAAAAUCAGGCAAUCCAGUUUUUCGAUAAGCAGUUAAAGUUUGCAAAAGUGUUGAAAGACAAAUCCAUGGAAGCUAACGCAUAUCAAUCUCUUGGAAGUGCUUAUCGAAUUUUCAAUUGCUAUAAUGAAGCGCUUGAAAAUUAUACUCACGAACGCAGAAUUUUCGAGGAGUUAAAUGAUACUAGAGGAAUCAUUUGUGCAUAUGGUCAUAUAGGCUUAACCUAUACAGCUCUAGGUCAAUUCGAAAAAGCAAUAGACUGCCAUAAACAACAGUUGGUACAUGCUGAAGAUACUGUAAAAGAUGGAAAACUCGCUGGUCUAGCUCAUGGUAGAAUUGGUGUAAAUUAUCGACUUUUAGGAUGCCUAGAUGACGCUUUGGACCAUCAUCUCAAACAGUUAUCAUUAAUUGAUGCCUUACGUGGCAAUAUAACACAUAAAUGCCGAUCAUAUUGCGAUUUAGGAGAUACUUAUGAAGCGCUUAAGAGAUUUAAAGAUGCCAGCGACUGCUUUGACAACUUACUAUCUUUAGCACAAAUAAGUGACAGAAAGCAUGAACAAGAGCAAGGUUACUUUGGUAUUGGUAGAUGUAGUAAGGCACUAGGCAACCUACAACAAGCAUUGAUAUAUUUUGAAAAACGUCUGGCUAUUUCUCGAGAUCUUCCUAACCGAAUAAUGGGUUCAGCAUAUAAAGAACUUGGCUAUUUACAUUGUCAAAUGGGAAACUACGAACAGGCACGUGAUUACUUUAAUGAGCAAAUGAGUAUUGCAAAUUCAGGUGAGGAUAAGCAAGGAAUAUGCGAUGCUUCUAGCGGCCUUGGCCAAGUGUAUCAAAAGAUGGGAAACUUCCAGGAUUCGUUAUAUUAUCAUGAAAAGGACUUUGCUAUUUCAAAUGAGAUAAAUUUUCAAUUUGGACAACUUCGAGCUUUGGGAGAAAUAGGAAAUGUAUACGAAACAAUUGGAAACCUAGACCAAGCAAUAGUAUACCAAGAGCAACGCCUUAAUCUUGCUGAUACCAUUCAAAAUACCACGGCCAGUUGCAAAGCUCUCAGUUCUUUAGGUCGAAUUCAUCAUGCCCUUGGCGACUAUGGUAAAUCAGUAGAGUAUUCAAAAAGAGCGUUGCAAAUCGCUAUGGACAUUAAUUCUCUUGAAGAUCAAGCAAAAAUCCAUCAUCGGCUAGGCCUUUCAUUAUGGAUGCUUGGUGAAGUAGCUCCUGCCGAAACUGCACUAUAUGAUGCCUUAAGCAUAUUUGAGUCAUUGAAAUCAGAUAUGAUUGCACGUGAUAAUUACCAAUUCUCAAUUAUUGAUUUACACAUUGCCUGUUGUCAGGCUUUGCAACGUGUUCUGAUCAGUGUUAAUAAGUAUGAAGAAGCCCUAGUAAUUGCUGAACGAGGACGCUCUCAGACUUUCAUAGAUAUCUUACUAAAGAAACAGCGAGAUAAUAGUACAAAUCGUGUCAACAAUAACAGCUCAUCCAUCAGUUUAGAACUUAUUUAUACAUUCGUCGAUAAGCGAAAAGUACCAGUUUUAUACUAUUCCAUUGCUCUAGGACACUUAUAUGUAUGGGUUUUAAAGCCCAACGAAGGUGUUGUCAAAUUUCAAGAAUGCUUGGUAGACGAUACAGAAGCUACCGACCCUAUCGAUCCAGAAAGUAGCAUAGGCUCUAUUAGUAUGACUUGUACAUUACCUGUAAUUGAUCAGUAUGUCACCAACAUGAGGCAGGCUCUUGGCGUAGAAUUACAUCAACGAUCUACAGCUAGUAGCAUGCAUUCAUUGAUUGCUAUGCACAGUAGUAGUGCUUCAGAAUGGGAAACUGAUAGUGAAAUGUUAGGGAGAAGUUUCGAAGAAUUACAUCGAGGUAUCGAUAAUUAUUUGAGCUCUACUGAAGACGAAUCUCGUCCUUAUGCACUUGGUGUUAAUAGACGUGGUAGUACUGCAAGUGCAAACAAUCAAUAUAGUAAAAAGCGGAGUACCUUAAAUCGUCAACCGUUACGAGCCUUAUACGAUCUAUUAAUUACACCGAUUGAGGAUGCUUUACCAACUAAUCCAUCAAAUAAGGAAUUGAUGCUUAUAUUGCAAGGAGAUCUAUUUCUGGUACCCUUCAGUUUACUGAAAGGAACAAUCAAUAAAGAAUAUCUAUACUCACGGUUUAGCCUAACUGUACUACCAUCGUUAAUGGCCAUGAGUAACAUUCAAGAUGAUUACAAUCAUUCUUUAAUCUUAUCUCCCGACAAUGUACCAGCCCUCCUUGUAGGUAGUGCUGCUAUUCCGAGCUACUGCGAGUUACCUAAUGGAAGUGAUGUAGAAAUAAAAUGUGUUUCAUCGAUAAUAAGUCGGAGACCCCUAAUAGGCAGAAUGGCCACCAAGGACUAUGUACUCCGAAAUUUAGCGGCCGCGGAAUGCAUUCACUUUAAUGUUCACGUAUCAUGGAAGCUUUCGGCUAUAAUUUUAUCAUCAGAUGAACUAAAUAUACCUACUGACGAUGAGUCGGUUUAUAGCGAUGGUUCGGAUAUAGCACCAGCACCAAUGCAAUUUCUUUUAACUCCAGCUGAUAUUCUUAGUUUAAAAUUAAAUGCUAAAGUAGUCACCAUAAGCCCAUAUUCUAAUCCGAGCGGCACUAAUGGUGGUAGAAUUACUUCUGAUAGUAUCCUAGCUUUAUCACGUGCUUUUCUUGAGGCGGGAGCGAUUUCUGUAUUAGUGUCUUUGUGGCCAGUACAAGAAGACGUGUCGAUAAUAUUCUUUCGAUGCUUUUAUCAGUGUUUGACUCAUGGCAUGACUGUAAAUCAGUCAUUAACUCAAGCCAUGUCUGUAGUAAGACAUACCAAGAAAUUAUCUCAUCCAUCUUAUUGGGCCGGUUACUUACUUCUUGGUGACGGAACUAACGCAGUUUUUAGUAAUAAAUCAUCUUUACUAGCUUUUUCUCUUGGUAAAAUUUUAUCGGAACCUAGAGAAUGUCGUGAGCCGCUAAAGGUUAUUUUGCAUUUGAUUAAAAAGGCGUAUCAGCGGAUUAAGAUAGGACAAAAUUCAAACAUGUACACAUCUCAAGAUAGUAUUGGAAAAAAAGUACAAUGGAUAAAUGGUUGGAAAGAAAUUUUACUUUCGGUUGGAUUUCGUCUUGAGCCUGAAAAUAAAAAUUUGCCUGCAUCUGUAUUUUUUCCCAAUGAUGAUUACUACAAUAGAAUUUCCUUAUCAAUUGAAUGCCUGCAUGCACUUUUAGGUUUAAAUUCUCGCUCUUUAUUGAGUAUAUCUCAAUUAUUAAAAAAUCCUAGUCACGUUGCCCCGUUACUAAAUGUGGUAUGUAGAAUCAAUGACUUUAUUAAUCAAAAUCCUGGCGAAGCUGGUGCAGUAACGAAAUUCACAUUGAACGGCCGUUCGUGGCAUAGUCCUGGUUGUCAUGAACUGUUAGCAGGCCUUGGUUUCGAUAUGCUAAGUAUCAGUAAAGAAAGCGUCGUUUUAUCAUCCAGAAACGUUAAGAAUAUGAGAUUCGUUCAAAGUACUAGAAAAGCUCUUAACUUAUUAUUUGGUACGUUCUUCUGUUGCACCUAG